AUGGAAUUCUACUACAUCGAAGAGCUUUGCAAAUACUCGAGGGAGGGAGACCUAAAAAGUAUCCGCCGUUUGUUGGUCGAACACAAGUUUGAUAAUGAAAGGAUGAGGGAAGCAAUGGAAAAACCAUUGUUUACAGCGUCUGAAUGCGGGUAUCUGGAAAUUGUUCGCUUCUUUGUGGAUUAUGGUGUGAGUAUUACUCGAAAAGAUAAAGAUGAGGAAACUCUAGCAUUUAAAGCAGCUUCCAGCGGAAACGUCGAGCUGGUUAAAUACCUCGUCAACUGCGGAGACGACGUUACUGCAGCGGACGAGUAUCACCGAACAGCGUUACACACAGCAUCAUUCAGAGGAGACCUCUCGAUGGUGAAGUACUUGGCUGAGACUGGUAUGGAUAAGAAUUCAAAAGACAGAGUACAGAGAACUCCAAUGCAUUGGGCUGCGAAAAACGGGCAUACAGAAAUUGUAAAAAUUUUGACUGAAAACAAAGCCGAUUUGAAUGCAAAAGACAAAUGGCAGAGAACUCCAAUGCAUUGGGCAGUGUUCAAAGGGCACACAGAAAUUGUGAAAAUUUUGGCUCAAAAUAAAGUUGAUUUGAAUGUAAAAGACAGAUGGCAGGAAACCCCAAUGCAUUGGGCAGUACAGAAUAGACACACAGAAAGCGUGGAAAUUUUGGCUCAAUAUAAAGCCGAUUUGAAUAUAAGAGAUGAGAUUCAGUUCACACCAAUGCAUUGGGCAGUGUUCAAAGGACACACAGAAAUUGUGAAAAUUUUGGCUCAAAAUAAAGUUGAUUUGAAUGUAAAAGACAGAUGGCAGAAUACUCCUUUGUAUCAUGCGGCUAAGGAUGGAAAGGUCGAAUUUGUGAAAAUUUUGAUACAAAACGAAGCUGAUCUGAAUCUAAAAAAUUCGAAAACGGUAAUCUAUUUCUAUAAAAAUUUGAAAGUGUCUGUAAUCCGAUUGAUUACCACCAAAAUUGUAAAAUCUGGUAUGGUGGAUGGUGAACAGUGUGUGAAGGUUCAGUGGUUACUUCGGGCAGAUGUGAUCGGUAAAUUAAAAGACGACAAUUUUUUACCACAGUUUUUGCAGAGCUUUUUAUGGUUUUUAACGAUUGAAAUUCGACAUAAAGGCUAG
Messenger RNA from Enterobius vermicularis (human pinworm), 1125 nucleotides. The record is from the annotation of a GenBank genome assembly. Lineage: Eukaryota; Metazoa; Nematoda; Chromadorea; Rhabditida; Oxyuridae.